GGGCCGGACACAGGAGAGCUGUGAGGUGUCAGCACAGGCCUCAGYGGAGGCCCGUUGCGUUCUUGUGUUGGAAAAAGUGAAUUGAGUUGGUGAAUUGCAAAAAAUGCCAGCCAGGAAUGAGAUACAGUUUGAAAAGUUAAUUGAUGAAGCAACAAGAAAAAAGGAUUUCCAAUCGUUAGAACAAUUUCUGGCCACAGAUGAAUGUGAAAAUGYCUCUCACAAAUGCAGCAAACAGUUUGCCAACAAAUUGGACAAGCUUCUGUGUUGGGCACUUGACAAACAGGAAGUCAAAAGCGUUUCUACUUUACUAAACGCUAUUCAGAAAUGUGGGAAAAAAAUCAGCAUAGCAGGAGAAGAUGGGCUCCCAGCAAUGAUAAAAAACGGGCUUGUUGGAAGGAUGGUCAAUUGGUUUGAAAAGUUAAAAGGAAUUUUGGUCCUCGGAGGAAAUGAAAAUAAUGAAAUGCUUACAGGUCUGGCUGAAGAUUUCUUCAACAUGUUGCUGGCUGUGUGUGAUAGCAGACCUGAAGGUAAAAUGCAAAUACUAGAAAACUUUGUUCUGAGAACAUGUUCCCUCAUCACUGAUGCAAGAAUUAAUAUUUAUGUUCAGCAGGAGGUGAUAAGAAAACUGAAUUUAUUGCUUGACAAGACCCCUCGAGAGACCAGGAAAAAGCUACUUUUUACRAAGGAGAUGUUACUUGUCAUGAGUGAAAUGGGGAGGAGAAUUCUGGAUGCCGGAGACUAUGACAUCCAAGUGGCCAUUGCAGAAGCUUUGUGCAGAAUGGUGUCAGAGAAGCAAAGGCAAGAACUGGCCCCACAGUGGUUUCCCAUGGAGUUUGUGUCCAAUGCAUUUAAAGGAAUUAAAGAUUCAGAGUUUGAGACAGAUUGCAGAAAAUUUCUUAACCAGGUGAAUGGCAUGCUUGGAGACAAAAGAAGGGUUUUUACAUAUCCGUGUUUAUCRGCUGUACUUGAUAAAUAUGAGCUCCAGAUACCAUCGGAUGAAAACCUGGAAGAGUUUUGGGUUGAUUUCAAUCUUGGCAGCAGAAGGAUUUCUUUCUAUGUGGCAGCAGAUGAUGCAGAUCCUCGGUGGGAAACAGUCAUUAUACCAGAAGAAGAUGUGAACAUGUACAGCCUAGAAGAAAAAGAUUCAAAGAAAUUAUUAACAAUUGAUCUAAAAAGCCCAAUGAAUGUGGGCGCUCUUGAAGGAGAGAAAUUUCUUUUAUAUUUUGAUUCCAUCUUGGAAAUCAAAGAUGUGACCAGAAAGAUUUAUGGAAUUCAUAAAUGUAAGGAUUUCAGCAAGAAGCAGUCUGCAUCAGUAGCCAAAACAACUGUCCAUGUUGUCUUUGAUGAAAGUGGAUCCCAGGUUCUGGUACCAGAAAGUCAGCUUUCAUCAGGUUUGAAAGAAAAAUCUGGAGAAGAGGAGGAGAAGCUYAGUAAGUACAAAACUCAGCAACUUCCUGGAAGUUUGAAGACUCAGAGUAAAAAUAACAGUCAAGAAAAGCACAAAGAUGACUCCUCCAAGAUAACUUCAUCCCACAAAAGGAAAAUGUCUGAAGCAUCUGUGCAUAUUCCUGGAGCUACAAGAGUUUCCACAAGGAGUCCACUAGAUUUUGUUAACACAUCCACUCCUUUUAAAGGGAGAAUUAAAUUGCCUUUGGAAAUGACCAGCUCUACUAAAAAGUCUGACAAUGAUGCAGUAAAUGAGAGCAGAACUAAGAAUCUCCAUCAGGAACCUCCUGGACAAAUGUGUUCUGAAGACAUUUCAAAAGUUGUACAAGAGGCCACAGAAAAGCAAACUUUAGAUGAAAUGUUAGAUAUUGUUCCUGAUUCUCAGCCAGUUGGGAGAAACAGCAAACCUUUGCUGCCUGGUCUUUUGGAGAGUUCUUUUGACAAAGUUGAAACGUGGAAAAAAAGAACGUUCCCUCUUCUGGAGAAGAGUGUAACAAAUGGGGACAAGCAAAAACCAAAUUCAUCACUKGCUCGUGCAUCUCAUCCAGCCAGAGUGACUGAUACAUCUUUGCRUUCUGAUUUUGCACAAGAGGACCCUGAUGUUCUCCUCAGAAAAGAGAMUGCAAAUCUGAAACAAUCAAAGACAAAACCAAAGUCUAAAGAAAUUGCAGAUGCAGCCAAAUCCCUGAUCAGUAAAAUCAGUGACAGAUACAAAAACAAGAGUGACGAGAAAAGCAAAGCAAGAGAUUCCCUGGGCUUUAACAGGACACAUUUAAAUAAAUCCUGGAUCUCUAAGGAAGAAGUUCAGGACAGGACCCUAAAAACCACUUCUUUCCUUAAYAUAACUGCUGGUCGUGUUCUGGAUGAUGUCUACAACUUUAAUAUCAGUGGGUUUGAUGAGCCUACAAUCAAGCUUGGGAUCCAAGAAUUGCGUGUGACUGAACUGAGUGUCCAUACAGAGACAAACAAAAAAGGGAACACAAACKUCGGUAAAUCCARCACAGAAGUGAAAGAAGGAAAAAAGAUUAGAAACAAUCGAGACAAGAAGCAUCUCUUUAGUGACUCAGACACAGAAAACAGAGGGGAUGACAGCAAGACAGAGAUUAGUUGGCUACAGGAAUCCAAGAGGAAACCUAAAGCCCAGAUAAUUGAUUACAGUAGAAAUAAAAAAUUAGGGAAAGCAAUAAUCACAGACAAAACAGAUAAAUUGUCUGAACCUGAUUGCUACAUGGAUAAACCUAAAGGCAAAAAUGCAAGGAAGAAAAAGAUAAACAAAUGUAAACCACAGAACUUAAAACCGGAUGAAAUGAUAGUAAAAUCCACCAGAAAAAAACUGCCUCGAAGAGCAGCAGCAACAAAAAAUUACAAAGAACCUUCCAGUUCUGAGUCAGAGAGCGAAGAAGAAAUUCCAACAUGCACCUCUAAGGAGGAGAAAUCCAAAAYACAGAAACAUAAGAAUGGGGCAAGCAAGGAUUAUAAGCAGCCCAAGGUACUGCCGAUUGUAUCUCUGGAGCCAAAGGGGAUAACUGGAGCCAAGAGAGAGGAUAACUACGUGCAGAAAGCACUGAUCAGAUCCAGGAAUUCUGCAGAACAGAAGGAAGUGGAAAUGCCUUCAUUUGAGAGCCCUGCCUCCCUUGAGAAAAUGAGAUGUGCUGACAGAGUAUCAGAUGUUAGUCUGGAGCACAGUUCCAGUGAAAGGUCUCUUGGUCUUCAGCAGUCAACACCAGAAAACAGGGAAAUGUUAAAUUCUGAGAAAGGACUCUCUCCUAAUAAUUUCUCUCCACAAAAUAAGAGUAUGGAGAGUCUAGGUUUAACUCAGACCCCUGAGACAACAGUUACAAAGUUGACAUUUGGAAGGAAAAGUUUCUCACCAGUUUUAACUGAAGCAUCUUUGCUCAGCUUAACCACAUUUAAAACUGUCAGUGGCAAAACCUCCAAGGGAGCUCUAUCAGAAACCUGUGAUAAUAAUGAAGAUUCAAGUYUCCAGCAUUGCUUUUCAGACACAUUUUCUGCUAAAGGCAAACUGCAGGAUACCACGAAAUCUGUCCCCAAAAAUAAGGAGGAGCUCAGCUUAACAAUGUACAAAAGUGACAGUGGAAAACGUGCAAAGGGAGCUGUGCUGGAAGCAGGGAAUAACAACGAAGAUUCAAGUCUCCAGUCUUGCUUUUCAGACACACUUUCUGCUAAAGGCAAACUCCAGGAUYCCACCAAACCUCUCACGAAAAGUAAAGAGGAUUGUGUACCACCAUCUCCAGUGUCUGUUUCCAGCAGGAGGAGAGUGCAGUCUUGGAUUAAAGAACCUUAUGAUCCCAUGAAUGAGUCAGGACCAAGUGUACAGACAUUCUGCAAACGAACUUAUCGCAGUGACACAGAAAGCAGCUCUGAUGAGGCAGAAACAAGCAAAGAGGAGGAAAAGAAAGGGAGGAGAAGAAUAAGUUUACAGCCCAGAAAAUUAUUUAAAACAGAUGAUGCUGCUACUUUCAGAGUGUCUGAAAGUGUCUCCACUCGAUCUGUAAAUGACCUGUCUGGUUUGGAUGGAGGAUUCUGGGAGCCUGGUUGUUCAACCAUCAGCAUUUGUCAGAAGCUGCAGAAAGAAUUUACCAAGAAAAUUGAGAACCGCUCCCGGAAAAUGGAUACUUUUCACAAGCAAACAUUGAGAGCUGUCCAUCAGCAUUGGUCAACAAUGAGUUACCAACUCCAUGAAUGCAGGAUCAGACAGCUGGAGAAAUUCCAUUUUACUCUCACUGAGGAACUUGAGAACUUUGAAAAGGAUUCUCAGUCCCUGAAAAUCAUGGAAAAAGAAUUCUUGGCCUUUUGGAAAAAACAUUCCCAGACUUUUAGUACGUACAUGAAAAAUGAGCAGCAGAGAGUUCAGAUUCUUAAAACUUCAUUUGAAAAGAAUAUCUACCAUUCUGUUGACCAUGAAGAAAAUGUUUUUAAUUCACAGAUGCAUCUGAUGAAGGAAGACAUAAAAGGACUCCAAGAGAAAUUUCUAAAAGAAAUGCAAGAAGAGGAGCUGUGUAAUGUUCGCAGGGGAUUGCAGACCUUGUUUCAAUCAAAGGCAGAAUUUUGAAGUGAUCUUUCAGAUUCCUUCCUGGAAUUCAAGGAGCAGAGCAGAGGCCGGGCUGGCUGUGAUGGAAGGAGCGGAGAGAGCGGAAGGAUGGAGACACUCAGAGCUACACCAGGGUUAAGGUGCACCAGUGCCACUGCUCAGGGGCAUUGUUUGACAUCUAAAAAGCUGCUCAAAGUUACCCUUAAAAUAUUUUUAUUUUUAUGAUACUUUUUAACAUAAUUUUAAUGUGUUUUAUAUACUUACUAUCAGUGGAAGUGUGCAUCAUUGUUAAAUAGGAGUGUUWCUUUGCAUGGAUUAUUAGCCACGUUUAAUUUGUAGUUAACAGUGGGUCAUCUGCUCUGCUCAAACUGAAAAUGCUGCUUCUGCUGAAGAAAUGUUGCUCUCCUUGCUGUUUAGCCUUUUUGUAUAGUGCAUCUGGACUAUCAUACUGUUAAGAAAUAACACUACAUUAUUAAGAAAAUUAAAAUGAUAAAUAGAUGUAUGUUAAAAGGCUAGUUAUGAUGUUAUAUAUUUCUGUGAAAAGCCAGCAAGUUAAAAAAUUACAAUAAAGAGGAAAAAAUACAUAUUUGGAUCAAGUGAUGGGGUCAUUCAAAUCUUCAGCUGAUGGUCAAGUAAGACAAACAUUAAAAUGUUGACACCACCUCUCCCAGGAAUCUUUAAUUCCUUCUCCCAUUGCACUUACACAGGCUUUAAKUGUUGCACUGCAUUCCUACCUGACAGUUUGUCCAGGAGCAGCUGCAGUUCCUGUGAUUCCAUCCCCACCUGGGCACAGAACUCACACUGUCUGUGGGGACUGUUCCCCCCUCACAGCAAGUCAGUAGUAGUCUAUACAAACACUUUGACAGACUGCAUUUUAUUAUUUUCACACUUCAUGGAGAUCAUCUCAAUGAAGCUACAAGACCAAGAAUGCCUUUUUCAAGUUUUUAACAUGGAAUGACUCCCUAGAACGGUAGCACUUCAGAGUCUUGCAGGCCAAUGUUUGCMUUGUGAGUGUAUUCACCAUUUUGUUCUGUCUCAUCAGGUGUGCUUUCCAGCUAUCAGUGUAUUAUUUUUCUCACAAGUGUUUUUUUUUCUCUUAGUAGUAGUAUUAAGUAAAUCCUCAGAUGCUUCUCCAUGUUAGGCAUUAUUAAAAUGUCUGCCUUUACUUUUUCCUCAACCAGUUGUAGUUACUUUGUUAUUACCAUUUAGUAACUUUUUUCUUCUUACUGUCAAGAAACCAUUAAAACCAUUUGUUUGCCAAACAUCAAAGUACAUUGUUACAUUUCUGUCUCUGGUUGUCCAAUUUAGUAAUAUUGAAGAACAGUGAACCAAACUGUCAUUCUUUAGAGGCUCAGARCCUCAACUGGUGCA
Molecule: messenger RNA, 5869 nt
Organism: Malurus melanocephalus (red-backed fairy wren)
Lineage: Eukaryota; Metazoa; Chordata; Aves; Passeriformes; Maluridae
Gene: SYCP2
Product: synaptonemal complex protein 2
Exons: 46
Coding region: 104-4519 (1471 amino acids)
Source: RefSeq, a predicted model, not a curated record